Gorilla gorilla gorilla (western lowland gorilla) is the source of this 10816-nucleotide messenger RNA. It is a transcript of the gene DLC1, whose product is annotated as DLC1 Rho GTPase activating protein. Gene Ontology annotation, biological process: regulation of Rho protein signal transduction; signal transduction; actin cytoskeleton organization. Gene Ontology annotation, cellular component: focal adhesion; membrane raft. Bases 3048 to 3335 code for a protein of 95 amino acids. The transcript is spliced from 2 exons. Gene Ontology annotation, molecular function: lipid binding; protein binding; GTPase activator activity. The record is from RefSeq and is a predicted model, not a curated record. Lineage: Eukaryota; Metazoa; Chordata; Mammalia; Primates; Hominidae.
GUGAAGUCUGUGGGUCAUUCUACCUACUGCAACCUGCACUAGGAAUAGGCAGGUGUUUCUAACACCUACUGAGAUGAGCUUCACUGAAGAACUGUUAAGUAUUGUCCUAGAGAAAGUGUGUUGCUAAGAGGAGGAGGAUUGUUUUAUAACACUUUGGUGAUUAGACCUGAGUGCUCUACUGUUAAACAGUGUGUGUUGAAGUAGACCUUGGUUCUCUUGGCUCAUUGCCUUUAAUUUCCAUAGUCGGGAUCACCUCAAAUCCAUCUGCAGACUCAGGAUUCUGCCACACCCUAGGUCCUGUUGGUUAUUUUAUUUUGGCUAAGAUUAAAGAGCAUUAGCUCAUAGCUUAGUAUCGACUGAGCCUAGAUAACACUAAUGGGUCACUGUCAUUACUAUGGUCAUCAAUUUAAGACCAACCAAGUUGAUUAGGAAGCUAAUGAGUUUUUGAGGCAGACGGCUCCGGGUAUGAAUCCUGGAUCUGCCACUUACUAUGUAACCUUUUCGAAUUUUUUCUUUCUAAGCUUCAAGUUUCCUCAUCUCUAAAAAAGCGAUAAUAAUACCUAUUCAUGAUCUCUGAUGACUUCCUAGUCUAUGUACAACACUAGAAGACUUUAUCAUACAUUAUAGGGACUUAAUGAAUGCUUAUUUCCCUUUACUGCUCCCCUUCCUUUCUGUGUUUAGGUAUAGAAAAGCUUCCUACCAUUAUAGUCAGUCACUUUGCACGACUCAAACAAUCAGCUGUUGAUAUUCAUGCUGGGAGUGACUGUGUGUCCCCAACUUUAUCAUAGAUCUAGACUGGAAACUCAGGUGAGGUCAGUACCUAGGAGGAGUUAGGAAUCCAGGCUGCAUUUUCCUUUGUGUUCCUGUAACAUUUUGCAUAACACUUGGAACAUGCUUCUACCUUGAAACUUAUCACAUUAUUUUGGAAUCAUUUUUGGUCGAUGUGAUAUUUCCUCCUCGAAGACAGAGUUGAGGUCUUAUUCAUCCUAAAGUUCCACAGGCCUAAAACAGCAUCUGGUGAAGGGCACUACCCAUGCCAUGGGUACUUCAUGCCAUUCCUCUGCAAAACAGGUCCAGAUGACAUGAUUCAACAUGCUUCAAGGUGCCCAGACCUCUUCGAAGGAGAAACACACACAAACUCUGGGGACAUUGUUUUAGAAUGGAACCAGGCAUUAGGCAAUCAUAUUUUCUGAAAAUCUUUAAUAGAGGAUUUUCAUUUGGAAUUGGCCCCUGCAGGCACGGAGGUCUAUCUACAUCAGCAGUUAGCAUGCAUUCUCUCCUAAUCUGUGUCCAGUCCAAUCAUAAGGCAAAGAUGUGGAUAUCUACCAUGAAGUACAUUCUCAAUGGGGGACAUUCAUGGGCUUUAACAGUUUGGGAACAAUACAGUUUAGGACAUACGGGUUAUUAAUAAGCAUUGGUACUAAUGUUAGUUAUAAUUCAUGAGCACAAUCUCACUAUUUUCAUAAUCAUCCUUUGUAUAAUUAAGUUGUUAAAGAUAUAUGUGAAAAUAAUGCAUGUUGUAGAAAUUAGAAGACUCAGGAGAUCAGUGUGGGUUGAAAAUGACUUUGUGUGUAAAAAAGUUAUGGUAAUAAUUAGCAUUUGCAUGGCUUCUUGCAAUUUACAAAGUGUUUUUACAACAUUAUCUCAUCUUGCAAAGGUUAUGAACUGGCCUUUAGAUGUCUUAUGCCAAUAUUAAGCUUCCCUGCCAAACCUUGUGUGUUAUAAGGUAGGAUUUGGUAGACAGAAAAAAAAAAGAGGAUUAAUAAUGCAUUUAAAAGGCAAAAAAUCUGCCAAAUUUAUUGGCGUAGAAAGAGAUUUAUUUGGCAUUUUAGAAACUAAGGCGCAUAUCUUGUAAAAGAAGCUGUGGGCUCAUAUUUUGAUUUCACAGUGCUUGGCACUUUUUUUACAUUUUGGGGGAUGAGUUUUUGAUGUGCAAUUGUAAUGAGGAAGUUCACUUGCUUGGAACUAGAAGAUUCAUAAAAUCAGGGGAUAUUUGAAACUUUUUAAGGGGCAAAACCUAGAGUGACUUGAUUAAACCACUGUAAGUAGAAGUAUUGUUAGAGAGAAAAUGUGAGGAGCUGAUCAGUAUUUUGUUUAAAACUCAGGUGUCCAUUUCCCUAUUUUAUUUAUUUUAGAGACAGGGUCUUUCUCUGUCCCCCAGGCUGGAGAGCAGUGGGGGUGACCACAGGUCACUGCAGCCUGGAACUCCUGGGCUCAAGCGAUUUUUCCCUCUCAGCCUCCCAAGUAGCUGGGACCACAGGUGCAUGCCACCACACCCGCCUAAUUUCUUGUAGGGGUGGGGUCUUGUUUGUUGCCCAAGCUGUUGUCAAGCUCCUGGCCUCAAGUGAUCCUCCAGCCUCAGCCUUUCCAGGUGCUGGGAACAGGCGUGAGCCACAGUGCCUGGCCUCUCAGGUCUCCAUUUCUUAGAGGGAAUCCAGAUUGAUCUGUAAAGUGCUCCUUCCAGCCAUAUCUUCCUUCCCACAACCACAACUAAAGGUUGAACUUCCUAUCUCAUCAACCGCCUAAUCUAAAACCAUGAGUUAAUGAGAUAAAAAUGAGUUACUAAAAUGCAAACGUUCUUGAGAAUCAACCUUGAAAGUUAAAGACCAGGCCACCUGCCAGCCCCACCCUCCCACCUCCCCUGCUUGCUUGCCUGCGGCGCUGCGUUUCCCUUUGAAAACGCGAGGUCACCUGGACUGCCCCUGAAGGGAAGACCUGCUAUGUGACCCAGGAGCAGCCCGGCGCGGACCCAGGUGAGUCACUGGGUUACACAGGAAGCGAGACGCCUCCGGAUAGCUGGGCUGCAGCUCGCGCGCCCCGCGAGGGUGUCGCCGGCGCAGGGUAAGCCUUUCCAGAUGUGGCCGCCGCGCGCGCUUGGCCGCGGGCCAGGAGGCCGCCUGCAGUCGGCGCUUCCCGGGGCCGCAGUGCCAGCCGCAAUGCCGGCCUCCUGAAGGCAGGCGACAGCCUGCGGCCGGGAGCACAGCGCGGGGCGGAGUACCGAGGCAUGGUCGCGGCGCCCGGGCUGCGCUGAAGGCGUCUGCGAGCGGAUGGGAGACCCCAAGGCCCACGUGAUGGCGCGCCCCCUGCGAGCCCCUCUCCGGAGGUCCUUUAGCGAUCACAUCAGGGACUCCACGGCCAGAGCCCUGGAUGUCAUUUGGAAAAACACCAGAGACAGACGGCUGGCAGCGGUAAAAUCAGUAAAGUUGGAAGUGGAUGAAGAUAAGAGCACAAAGGGAUCCAAUUUUUCCAACUCUGAAGUGGCAAUUGGUUUGUCUCCUUACACCUUUCCCCAAAAGAGGCUUUUCCAUGUUGCUGGAGAAGAAAACAUCGCCUAGGCCGGUGUGUGUCUGGCAGAACACUGCACUCCAAUUUCCUCGGGCAGCCACAAAAAAAAAUAAAAGGUGGGGUUGGGGCCGGGGGGGCAGCUCUUCAGUAAGAUGUGACAAUAUUCCAGCUUCACCGAUGAUAAGAGAAACCUGAGAUACCAACAGUCAGCACAGACCACAGGUCAUGUUUGACAGUGCAAAGCUGCAAGGUCCUUCAGACAAAGCAAAUAGGAGAGUGGGCUCCAAAGCCUGCCAACAGGGUCCCGAAAGCUAAAAGGGAAACUUUCCUAAAGAACCCGGGAAACAAUGUAAGGAUGCUAAAUUGGUCAUUUAAGGAUGCCCUCCCUGGUUAGAAGAAACUUCCUUUGCAUACUUUCCACUCUCUUUAACCAUUCUGAGGAUUUCCUAGCCAUCCGUAAUGUCUGCUCACUUUCUGCAUCAACUUGCAAUUUGUUCUGUACCACACUUGAAAUCUUCACUUAGAAAAGAAAGAGAAGCCCUGGGAUAUUGUACUCAGAAUAUAUCUUCUUAUAAAGAAAACAAAUAAACAGCCAGGCCCAGUGGCUCACACUUGUAAACCCAACACUUUGGGAGGCUGAAGUGGACGGAUCACUUGAGAUCAGGAGUUCGAGAGCGGCCUGGCCAACAUGGAGAAACCCCAUCUCUACUAAACAUACAAAAAUUAGCCAGGCAUGGUGGAGGUCGCCUGUAAUCCCAGCUAUUCAGGAGGCUGAGGCAUGAGAAUCGCUUUAACUCAGAAGGCAGAGGUUGCAGUGAACUGAGAUCACGCCACUGCACUCCAGGCUGGGCAACAGAGGGAGACCCUGUCUCCAAAAAAAAAAAAAAACGGAAACAAACAUAACAUAAACACUUACGAAACGCGUCAAGUUACCAAAUUCUCAUUAAGAAUUGGUUUGAAAUUUUAUUGUACAGUUGGGUCCAUACAGAAGACAUGGCUAAGAUACAUAAAAGAUGAGACUGCAUUAUUGAAGAGGCAUCAAACAGGGAAAAGGAAGCUGCUAUGAGGUUUCUUUUGCUGGAAAUGAAAGCCUCUCAAGUUUCAUAUUUAAUUCACGCAAAAAAAACAACUCAUUAGUGUUUUUUAAAGUAGCAUAUAUAUUCAAAUGGUAUAUCUUUGGAUUUAAAACCAAUCAUUUUCUAACAUCUUUUCAAGAUUCUGUAAUUUAUGGGUUCUCUGAAACUCUGAUGAGUCCUGAUUAACUUGGGAAGACAUUAUUCUUUAAUCUCUAUGUAGAAAUAUAGAGGCUUCUGUUGUUAUUUCUAUAUAUUUCAAAGAUAUAAAGUGUAUUAUAGGUGACAAUAGUGCCCACAGAGGUGUGUAAUGCACAAUUGUGCACCUCUAUACAGUGGGCCCAGGUAUAUGUACACAUCUGUGUAGUCAUUUUGCUUUCCUGAGCUACAUACAGCCAAAAAUGUCUGAAGAAAAUUCUGUUUUCUCAGUGCCUAUAAAUUCCUUAUCUGUGUAUAUUUAAUGUUGAUAUUAUCAUGCAGAAUUUUUAUUAAGUCUUUCACUGUAUCUUUGAGCGGGACCAAAAUGAAGAGCAGUCCAUUAAUAUCUGUCUUCAACUCCCACGACAUUCAACAUCUCUUUUUGAAAUGUGAGGAUUCCAAAAGAAAAUUAAGCCAUUUAAAAAUCUAUACAUAGCAAAUAGAAAGCGACACAAAUAAAAAAUUUAAACGGCGCCCUUCAGUAAAGCAAAUUUGGAUGAGAUCAAAUGAAAAUGAGUGAAAGCUUAAGCUAGAAACAAACAUUUAGUCAAACGGAAAACAUUUCUGGACUUCUGCUUUUCAGACCUGUCUGCCUCCCAAGCUGUUAUAUGGUGAUAUUGAAAAUGCUUUACAUAUCACAGAGAUAACUGAAGGAUUAAAGGCAUGUUUGAAGUUCUUGGAACUAUUCUAAGAUAGCCACUCGAGAAAGCACAAGCACCGUCAAUAAUACUGUGCAGUCCAUCAUUAAAAACGGGCAAUCAUUUGUCACCCAUUUCAUCUUUUCCUUCUAUUUUCUCACAUUAAACUAUCACAUUAUACUUAACAUUUUGAAAAUCAAUUUUAUGUUGCAUAAUGAGUGCCCAGAGCAAUACCAAAACCGUAUAAACCAGGACAAGCAGAACAAGAUGGUCUUAUGAAAUGAACAAAUAAGAAUUCACUCAUGUCAAGCAUUAUGCUAAGCACUAGAGACAUAGCAAUAAAUGCAGACGCAACCCCUGUCCUCAUGAAACCUACCAGAGCAGAGAGUAAUUCCUGAUUGUUCCAAAAACAAAACAAAACAAAAGCAGUGUGCCAUUGAAAUGUGUACGCACACAGGGACCUAACAUAGUGUAGGGGAAGAUCAGGAAUAUAGACAGGGCAGAGGGAAUUGUGGAAGCUGAGAAGGCCAUCACAGCUGGUUCGUCGUCCUGAUAUUUUUAAAAAGCCAUGUAUGUUGUUAAGAGGAAUGGAAGCCUCUGUAAUAUAAACUUAAUAACAUAACAUAAAUUUCUUAACAUAGAAAUCUCUAUGGAGUGUUUACAUAUUUAUAACAUAACUUGUUGAAACUGGGUCAAUGUUCAUUGUUUUGUCUAUCAGGGACAGUACCAGCUGCUUUCGUGCAUGUCUUUUCCAUGGGGUAUUAAUGUCCUGGUUAUGACUUAUUUAACCUCAUUGUUGACCAGCUUUAGUUUGUCAACAUUUGACAUAGGAGUUGUGUUAAAAUUUCAUUCUAGCAUGCUGACAUAUACAAUACACAGUUAUUUUACCUGCCAGGAUUUCAUGUAUGUUUCCAAAAAAGCCACUACUCUUCCUCAAUUUGGGGGUUUGUUUUCUUUUCAAUUCCAGCCUAGUUUUUAUUUCUACUUUAUAGUUAUCAUGCGGUAACAAAUCAUUUCAAUUACAAGGAACUAGGAAAAAGAAAUUGACAUUUUCACCUACCAAAUCCUGGUAAGGUGUUAUUGUGUUUUGUAUCUAAUAGACAGAGGAAACAUGACUAGUAUUUGUUGACAACUGAUAUAGUGGCUUGCAAGCAGUUUUAGAAAGAGACCAAUAUUUACCUCAAAAGUUCCCUACAGAAGAUAUUGCUCUCCUUCUCUUUCUUCCCCACAUCCAGCUGAUGCAAGUGAACCCCAAAGUUGAGGCUUAGCCUCAGAGAGUUUUUGGCUUCACUCAGGAGAGAAUGCAAGUGUGAGAUGACAGUGAAAGAAAGCAAGUUCAUUAGAGCAACAGUGUACAGCAAAACGGUGUUCCAUAGACAGAGCAGGGCUACCCCUAGGCAAAGUAGCACACAGUGUACAGCAAAACGGUACUCCAUAGACAGAGCAGGGCUACCCCCAGGCAAAGUAGCACAGAGUAGCCCUUGUGCAUUGAUAGCUAGCUAUAUUUAUGCUCACUUUUAACUAUAUGCUAAGCAAGAAGCGUAUUAUUCACAAACUUCCUGGGAAAUGGGGCAAGGAGUUCCCAGAACCACAUAAGGUAACUUCCAGGUCGUUGCCACGGCAUUUAUAAACUGUCGUGGCACUGGUGGGCAUGUCUUAAGCAAAUACAUGAUAAUUCCUAGUCCUAGCUGGUUUGAGGCAGUUUCUUUGCUACAUCCUGUUUAGAUCAGGAGGGUCUUGAAAACAAGUCCUGCUCAUCUCCUACCUCACCCCCAUUAUUUGUUUGUUUAGUAGUUAUAAGUCUAGAAGAACGAGAAAGCUGACACUCUAUUCAUUUUAAAUGUUCAUUCUAUUCCUACAGAUGAAAUGAUUUAAAACUAAUAGAUUAUUUAAGGCAGAAGAACUUCAGACCAGGGAAAGAGACUUAAAAGCGGCAAGAACAGCAAAUGCUUUAUUUGGCUUUCAUUCUGAAGAUAAUAAGGGCUAAAUCAAUUUCCUCAAAAGAUGUCAAAGUAUGUAUUUAACUGUCAAGUCAGUGAAAGUGGAAAACCUAAAGCGGUUCUAUUGAGCCACCAGGUACCAAAUAACCGAUGAGGACCAACCGCCUUACAAUAGCAAAAUAUCAAUUUUCUUCUUUCCAAAAGUCAGAGAAAGUAUUUCUAAAAUUGAUUUAAUGUAGUAAAUGAAUUUUCAAUAAAAAGUUUUUUGAAAGAUAGACCUCUAUAAAAGAGCAAAUCUUGUUGCUUCUGUUUACUUUCUGAUGCAAUUUUACACCUAUUAGCAGGGUUAGCAUACUUCGAUUUAUUUCUUCUAAACUUUCGUCUCCAAUAAAAGUUUGUUGACAUCGACAUUGACAAUGACAAUGCCUCCAGUAAAAGUUUGUUGACAAUGACAUUGUUGAUGUCAUUCAGUGCUGUCAUCUUUGAUCUUCCCCCUUUAAUAAAUAUGCUGAUCUUCUAAAAACAGUAUUUAAAUAUACCCAGAAUUGAGGGUGGAGGUGGGAAACCACAUUUGCUAAGCACGAAAGAACAGGAUAGAACUCUUGGACUAUGCUGUGUUUUCUUAGCUAUUUAAAAACAAAAAAUAAAAGCGAGAAAUUACCAAGAAAUCAGUAUUGACACACGGGCAACAAGUUUGCAAUUUUUUCUAUCCUUGCUCCAGUAGCAUUUAACUAUAGAAAUUUGAGAGGAAGAAAAAAACAUUUCCUCUCUACCUCCCUACCUAACACCAAACACCAAAAUUUAGCAACCAUAAUCUUAAUAUUUCAAAGGUCAUAACUGAUUUUAGCUUUUUGCCUAGACUUGCCAUUCUCAUAUUUAACAUUUACAGGGUGUGUUAGGCUGUCCUUGCAUUGCUAUAAAGAAACUGGGUAAUUUGCAAAAAAAGAGGUUUAAUUGGCCCCUGGUUCUGCAGGCUGUACAGAAAGCAUAACACCAGCAUCUGCUUCUGAGAAGGCCUCAGUAAGCUUACAAUCAUGGCAGAAGGUGAAGGGGGAGCAGGCAUCUCACAUGGUGGAAGUAGCAGCAAGAGAGACAGGAGGGAGGUGCCACACACCUUUAAUAGGCCAGAUCUCAUAAGAACUCAUUGACUAUUGCGAGGACAGUACCAAGAGGAUGGUGCUAAACCCUUCAUGAGAAAUCCACCCCCAAGACCCGAACACUCCACCAGGUCCCACCUCCAACACUGAGGAUUACAUUUCAACAUGAGAUUUGGGCAGGGACAACAUCCAAACUGUAUCACAGGGUUUUGCUAUUUUUUCUAUUUAUGAGCAAUACCAUAUUCUAUAAUCUCAAAUAAGCUUUAAUUUUGUCAGAGAGACUGAUGAGCAGAAGUCAUCCACUAGUGAGUGAGCUUCGCUACUUUUCCUAUGUCCGUAUCUCAUCAUGAUGUUAUUGUUCUCUACUUGCACUAACUCUCCAAAGGAAUUAUGUUUAUAUAGUGAAAAUUGUAUGCAAUACUGGAAAUUAAGAUUGCAUGGACUCUCAAAAAUCUUGAGAUGAGUCUUUAUAGAUAUCUAUCUAUAGAUUUAUAAGGAUACACAGGUUGAUAGUCACAGACAAACAUCAUACAUCAAUAUAUAUCAAAUAGUUACAGGAAUUAUUAGCAGUUCCUGUAGCCUUGGUGAAAAAGCAGUUCCCCAGUCCAAAGAUCUUUUUAUCAAGGAAGUAUUUGUUUUUCUGGAAUCUACAGGCUUUAGAAAGAAUCUAGUUAGAAAAAUCAAAGACAUCAAGUUAUGCUUAACAUUCGUUUUAUUUUCAUCUUCUUUAACAUUUGUCACAUUCUAUAACAUCAACUAAAAUAGUCAUGUGUGGAAUACAAUUAAUGCACACAUUAUAAAUGAUAUUUUCACAACUUAAGCUGCAAAUAAUAGAUGUUAGGCCAUUCACUUUUCUCUUUUGAUAGAAACAUUUUUUAUUUUUCUCACAUCAUCAGCUCUUCCAAGUUUUAAGGAAUUGCUUGUAAAACUAUCUUACUUCUUAGCAUUUAUUAGGAGUGUGUGUGUCUGUGUGUGUGUGUAUGUGUGUGUGUGGUGUGCGUUUCUUGUCCUGCAUUGAAAUGUCUAUUAUCUUUUUAAUUUUAUAACUUAAUCCUUAAGUCACUGUUCCAAAGUCAUGACUCAUAGUUGAUCUGAAAUUCUGGGCAUUGCAGAAAGGAAGCAGAAGUUCGAUAAAAUAUCACAUAAGAAGAACUUUUAAUCUAAAAACCCUGCACCAAAGAAAGGAAGACUAAUUGUAGCAGCCUUUAAAACUGAUAUUGUGAAUUUGCUACAUUUUUGUAAAAUUGAAUAGUUUCUACUAGUAAACAAAGUGAUAAAUAAUAAAAAUUGUUUUCUCUUCAUAAUGUUCUUGGGAAGACUGGCCAAAAUAGAGGCAAGGAGCCUGAUAACAAAAAUCUUUGGCUGUGUUUCUAAAUUUAGUCCUUCUCUGCCUAGAAACUGAUAGGUAAUAAGAUAUGAAUAAGCUUCAUGCAAUUUAUUUCCAUGUCCAUAUUUUAUUAAAUUUCUUGAAUUCUGUAUGACAGUAUACAUAUAUAACCUCAUGAAAUCCUGAUGUUUUAAACAGUUUAGUACCUUAAAACAGUAACACCAACAACAAAAACAGAAGCCAGCCUUAAAGAUAUAUACAUGUGACGUUGCUCACUGAGAAGUCCUUUUCUAGUCAACCCAUGGUUUAUAAUUCACAGAGCUAAACAUAAGAUGGAUUUUAAAUCAAAAUACUAUGGUGAAUUAAAACAAAUAGUAGACAUUUUGCACUUUGAACCAAAUAGAAUCUCAACUGGUAAUUCAGCUUCUCAAAUGUCAUAACUUACAGUGGCCUCCAAACUGUUUUAAAAUGGGUAUACAUAAGUAAAAUACAGUCAAGUACACACUAUGUAUAUCAUAAUCACUAAAGUGUGGUUUCUCAACCCCGGCACCAUUGACGUUUUGGGCAAGAUAAUUCUUUGUCGUGGAGAACUGUACAUUAUGGGAUGUUAGCAGCAUCCCUGGGUUCUACCAACUGUAUGUCGGCAGUACCUCCCCCAGGUGUGACAGCCAAAACCUCUCCAGACACUGCCAAAUGUCCCCUAGGGAGAAAGAUCACUCCAACUGAGAACCACUACUCUAAAUAAUGUUCAUGUAAUACCGCACUAAUAUAUGGUGUAACGCAAACAUGAAAAAAUGUCUAUUUUUAAGGUUGAGUUUCUUUUUUAAUAGGGCCAAAAGAAACUUUCUUUCUCUAUAAAUGUUAUAAGGAAUAACUUUUAGGAUAAAAAAUAUGACAGAAUAUGCUUGAAGUUGCUUUUUAAAUCUUAGCCUAAAGAAGGAGGCACACCGAUUCAAACUGCAGUUUAAUACUUGAUUUUAAAAGCCGUGAAGGUAGAAAAAGACAUGUAACUCCAAACGGACAAAAUACAACUUUUUUACUAAGUCAUGAUGCAAAAUUUUUAUCUAGCCUAACAGUAACCCAAAGGAGUCUACUGAAAUUUUACUAGUAAGUAUAUAUGCUUUGAUGUCUUGAAAACAAUUCGGAAAUUGCAUUUUUAUAUUUUGAAUACGUACAUUUGAAAUUACCACAAGUGCAAUUAUUAAUUUGUCAAAAUUUUAAUUGAUUGGAAAACUGUAUUCAGAUUUUUAAAAUUUGU